AUGAUGAGGCAUCUAUUUCUUGUUCUUCUGUUGAUCCAUUUGAGUCUUGCACAGAAGGCCAAGGUUAAGCCACUGACGAAAAAAUGGCUGACACUAAAGGGUGAUGAACCUGUGGUAAUAGCUCGUGGAGGGUACUCGGGCCUUUUUCCUGAUUCCAGCGAAUAUGCGUAUAGGGUCGCCAAGGAUAACAGCUUGCCUGGUACCAUUUUGUUCUGUGAUUUACAGCUUACAAAAGAUAGCGUUGGGAUUUGCCAGACAGAACUGAGGCUGGACAAUUCAACAACUAUAAGAGAUGUCUUUCCGAAAGGGCAGAAAACUUACAAUGUAAAUGGACAAGAUAUGAGCAGCUGGUUUGCCUUGGAUUAUACAUCUGAUCAACUAUUCACAAAUGUGACUUUGAUACAAAACAUAUACUCUAGAACAAAUGUGUUCGAUGGUCUAUUCUCCCUGUGGACCCCUGAUAAUGUGGUUGCAGCUUGGCCUUCUUCAAAAAUUUGGUUGAAUGUUCAGUAUGGGAUGUUCUACAUCUAUCAUAAGCUCAGCCUGGCAAAAUAUGUUGAAGACUCUAUGAAAUUUAUUAAUCCGGAAUACAUUUCAUCUCCUGAGAUUGGUUUCUUGAAGACCAUUGGUGGCAAACUGAAGAAAUCCAAGAAAAAGCUCAUCUUCCGGUGCCUAGAGGCAGAUGCAUUUGAACCCACAACCAAGGAGAAAUAUGCCGAUGCUCAUAAACAAGGUCUUGAAGUAUAUGCUUCUGGCUUUGCAAAUGAUGGUAUGCUAAGUUACAAUUAUAGUUAUGAUCCAACAGUCGAGUAUCUGCAGUUUGUCGACAACUCCCAAUUCUCAGUUGAUGGGGUGCUUACAGAUUUCCCUUCCACUGCAUCAGAAGCCAUCGGUGAGAUUCACCCUCUUUCUCUACAUGUUAAACCUCAGACUGUUUUCUCGAUUGCAGCAUGCUUAGCCCGGAACAAGAAUGCUUCCAGGAUUAUGGAUGCUUUGAUCAUAUCUCACAAUGGAGCUAGUGGGGAUUACCCUGGCUGCACUGAUCUUGCCUAUCAGAAAGCCAUAGACGAUGGGGCCGACAUAAUUGAUUGUUCUGUUCAAAUGUCAAAAGAUGGAUUUGCCUUCUGCUUGGAGACAGCCGACCUUACGGGGAAAACUACUGCAGCAACUACUUUGAUGGAUCGAACUGCAACAGUCCCAGAAAUUCAGCCAAACUGGGGGAUUUUUCUCCUUUGA
Ilex paraguariensis (yerba mate) is the source of this 1236-nucleotide messenger RNA. Lineage: Eukaryota; Viridiplantae; Streptophyta; Magnoliopsida; Aquifoliales; Aquifoliaceae. The record is from the annotation of a GenBank genome assembly.